GCGCUACUGUCGCCCGACAGGCAUUUAAAUCAAACGAUAUUGAGAUGGAUUGGGUUAUGAAACAUAAUGGUCCAAAUGACGCUAAUGAUGGGACAGUACGACUUCGUGGACUGCCAUUUGGUUGCAGCAAAGAGGAAAUAGUUCAGUUCUUUCAAGGGUUGGAAAUCGUGCCAAAUGGGAUAACACUGAUGAUGGACUACCGGGGAGGCACAGGGGAGGCCUUCGUGCAGUUUGCUUCAAAGGAGAUAGCAGAAAAUGCUCUGGGGAAACACAAGGAAAGAAUAGGGCACAGGUAUAUUGAGAUCUUCAGAAGUAGCAGGAGUGAAAUCAAAGGAUUUUAUGAUCCACCAAGAAGAUCGCUGGGCCAGCAACCAGGACCAUAUAAUAGACCAAUAGGAGGAAGAGGGGGUUAUUAUGGAGCUGGGCAUGGAAGUUAUGGAGGUUUUGAUGACUAUGGUGGCUAUAAUAAUUAUGGCUAUGAAAAUGAUGGCUUUGAUGAGCGAAUGAGAGAUGGAAGAGGUAUGGGAGGACAUGGCUAUGGUGGAGCUGGUGAUGCAAGCUCAGGUUUUCAUGGUGGUCAUUUUGUACAUAUGAGGGGAUUACCUUUCCAUGCAACCAAAAGUGACAUUGCUAAUUUCUUCUCACCACUAAAUCCAAUCCGAGUGCAUAUUGAUAUUGGAGCUGAUGGCAGAGCAACAGGAGAAGCAGAUGUAGCGUUUGUGACACACGAAGAUGCACUACCUGCCAUGUCUAAAGAUAAGAAUAACAUGCAACAUCGAUACAUUGAACUCUUCUUGAAUUCAACUCCUGGAGGUGGCUCUGGAAUGGGAGGUUCUGGAAUGGGAGCUUAUGGCAGAGAUGGAAUGGAUAAUCAGGGAGGCUAUGGAUCUGUUGGAAGAAUGGGAAUGGGGAACAAUUACAGUGGAGGAUAUGGUACUCCUGAUGGUUUGGGUGGCUAUGGCUGUGGUGGUGGAGGCAGUGGCGGUUACUAUGGGCAAGGUGGCAUGAGUGGAGGUGGAUGGCGUGGGAUGUACUGAAGCAUAACCACCGAUAUAAAAGUCCUGACAACAGCAUCUGGUCUACUAGACUUUCUUACAGAUUUAAUUUCUUUUGUAUUUUAAGAACUUUAUAAUGACUGAAGGAAUGUGUUUUCAAACUAUUAUUUGGUAAAGCAACAGAUUGUGAUGGGAAAAUCUGUUUUCUGUAGGUUUUAUUUGUUGCAUACUUUGACUUAAAAAAAUAAAUUUUUAUAUUCAAAA
Globicephala melas (long-finned pilot whale) is the source of this 1259-nucleotide messenger RNA. The record is from RefSeq and is a predicted model, not a curated record. NCBI's taxonomy places the organism in Eukaryota, Metazoa, Chordata, Mammalia, Artiodactyla, Delphinidae.